Messenger RNA from Ciona intestinalis (vase tunicate), 527 nucleotides. The record is from RefSeq and is a predicted model, not a curated record. NCBI's taxonomy places the organism in Eukaryota, Metazoa, Chordata, Ascidiacea, Phlebobranchia, Cionidae.
CCAAGUAGAAACUGUUUAAGAUUAACUGAACAGAAAUGACAGCAGGAAACUCGGUAUACUGACGUUGAAUGAUCGACGCGUUAUUCCUCAUUCUACUCGAAUAAAACAGAAGCAUUCGGAUACGUUUUGUUGGAAAGCGAAAUGCAUUGGGUUGUAGUUUUGGCGAUUUCUUUUGCCUUGUCAUACGGAGAAAUUCAACUAUCAAACAACAAAAACGCGACCUGCACUCGAGCUUGUGUUUUAAACGACAAUUGCCUGAACCUUCUGCGAGGAAUGUCAUUGGUCCAUAUGACGCCGUUAGAAUGCCGAACAUGUAUCGCAAACCGAUGCGGUCCAUACGACCGAGCGAACCGUGGUACCCCUGCUGACUGCCUAAUGGAAAGCAAAGCGACUUGCCCGGGUUGCCCCAUGCUAUCAAGCAAGGAAGAUAUGAAGAGGGUGGAUUGUAAUAAAUGCAUUGAUGAGUGCGGUCCUAAAAUAUUGCUUGGGAGCCAGAGUUAAAUAAAUGCCAUGUGUUGUUGAACGGA